GCGGUACUUCUGAAACUAGGCUGACGCAGCAAUGCCAAUGGCAACAGUGCCAGAGGCGCGCUUACUUGGCCUCUACCAGGGCGCCCUUCUUCAAGUUCCAGGCUUGGUAGUCCUUGGUAGAGGACGGAGGUGCUCAGAGGUUAGAGGUGCCCCUUUUGGAAGUCAUGGAAGCGGAGGAUUGGAGUUUCAGCUGGUUUCAGCACAAUCCUGAUUUGAAGCAGACACUCCAUACAGAGCACGUCUGCUGAUACUGGUGGCAUCAGCAAAACGUUUAUGAAUUCAGUCCGCAUGAACGUGAUUUGGAGCUGAGACGGGUCCCCAUAGCUCAACUUUUGUUGUCCAAUCAAAUGCUGCGCAAAUGACGUACUUUUCAACAUACUCUCCGCGGCAGAGGCGCAUUAUUGCCCUAGCCUUUGUAAGUGGGGGUUUUGUUGUCGCUGCCAACGUCUCCGUUCGGGUCAAGCAGGCGCAGAAGGAGCAAAGGGCUUUGUGCGACGCGGUUGCUUCAGAGAGCUCAAAGGACACUGGGGGGCUGAAGAAGCAGAAGGUAGCGGUCAAUCGUGUCUUCUGGUUGAGAUUGCAAACCGUGCUGGGGAUAUGCGUCCCCUCCCCCUUUUCUCUGGAGGCGGUCUACGUCCUUGUACAAUCGGGCCUCUUGAUUUCCAGAACGCUCCUUUCUGACCAGAUUGCAGCUCUCGAAGGUACUGCUGGCCAGGCCGUCACGGCGCAGGACUGGCCAGCCUUUCAGCGCAUGCUGGUGGACACCGCCCUGACGUGCGUCCCUGCGGCCAUCGUGAACAGCGGCCUCAAGUUCAUGCAGACGUACAUCAGCCUGGCCUUCCGCAAGCGCAUCACCGAGCAUCUUCAUCAGCGCUACCUCUCUAACAGAACUUAUUACGUCGCGUCAACUCUGGGGGGCAUGUCGAAUGCGGACCAGCGCAUUACUGAAGAUGUCGAGAAGUUCGCAUUCAACAUCAGCGAGCUUUUCAGCUACACUUUCAAGCCCGUCCUCGACAUCGUCCUCUUCUCGCGGUCGCUUGCAAAAACCGUUGGGUACAAGGGCCAGCUGACUUUGUACCUUUACUUCCUUCUUUGCGCCGGCGUGCUGCGAAGAUUGAGCCCCCCGCUCGCCCUCAUGACCACCCAGGAAGCGGCGCUUUCAGGGAACUUCAGAAACGCGCAUCAGAGGCUGGUUGCCACUGCCGAGGAAGUGGCAUUCAACGACCCACCAGGGGGGGACACCGAGCGCAUGAUCUUGAAUGACCAUCUUUACCGGGUCCUCAAGCAUGCGCGCCUCUCUGCCUUCCAACGAUUCUGGCAGCAGGUCGCGGACGGCUACCUCGUCAAGUAUGCUGCAAGCAUCAUCGGGCUGUGCGUGUACGCCGCGCCGCUCUACUUCAGGCCCAGGACACUAAGCCCGGACAAGCUUACGGGGGAUUACAUCCGGUCAAUGCGCCUGAUGAUGCACACGUCGGGUGCUAUCGGGCAGCUGGUGCUCGUCUACAAGCGGCUGACGACGCUUGCGGGCAACACGAGCCGCGUCGCGGAGCUGCUCGAGUCGGUAAACCAGCUGGGCACCGCCAAAGGCCGGGCCGGCCUCAUGCAGUCGUUGGACCUGACGGACCGGGCGUCCGAAGCUGUCGGGACGUCCGAAGCCGAGCGCCCGAGCAUCAGCGCCCCCGAUCGGGGCCCCGCACCCCCUCCCCGCCUUCUGUUCGGCGACUAUAUCAAGUUCGAGCGGGUGACGCUGCACUCGCCCGACGGGACGCUCCUGGUGCGCGAGCUUAGCCUUGAGGUGCGCCAAGGGGAGUCGCUCAUCCUCAUGGGGCCCAACGGCAGCGGCAAGUCUUCCCUCUUCCGCGUGCUCGCCGAGCUGUGGCCCCUCGCAUGCGGCACCGUCGUCCGGCCCCCCCGCGGCGACAUCUUCUACCUCUCGCAGCGGCCCUACCUCGUGCGGGGCACCCUGCGCGACCAGAUCCUGUACCCGUUCCCCCCCCGGAAAGUCGCGCACGAGGCCGCGGUGCGAAACGGCACCCGGGCGCUGAUUCCGGGGGAGCACGAAAGACGGGAGGAAGACCGGAAGAUUCUUGAGGUGUUCGGGAAGGUCGAGCUGGGGGGGUUGGUUCAGCGGGGGGAGGGGUUGGACCAGAUGCAGAACUGGGACGAUACGCUGUCCGGGGGGGAGAAGCAGCGGGUGGCCAUGGCGCGGCUCCUCUUCCACAACCCCAAGUUCGCCGUGCUCGACGAAUGCACGUCAGCGGUGAGCGCGGACGGGGAGGAGACGCUGUACCGGCGGCUCAAGGAGGCCGGCAUUACGAUGCUGUCCAUCGCGCACCGGCCCACCGUCCGAAAGUUCCACAGUGUAGCUCUGACGUUCGAUGGUAGCCAAUCGGGCUUCGGCUGGAAGUACGAGCGGUUGAGUAGCAUCUCGAUCUAGAUUUGCAGGUUACUGAGCUUUAGCACUUGUAUAUAGUUAUAGAAAGGUACAUGCAUGUAUCAUUAGUAGAGUCAGUACAGACGCAUCUGUGUUCUCAAGUCAAGUAAGUAGAUACAGUAAUCAACGAAUGCAGUGAAGGCUCGUGAAAGUACAAGGUCGUAAAGCAAGACCAGCUGUCCAGCAUAUGUAGAACUUGGUCGGCCGCCCACGUGCAGGCCCUGAGAUUGGAUAGCGGUCCUCCGCUUGUGUCAGUGUACAGUGGGCGCGCAUGCGAAAGCUUUAGCAAAAUGAACAUCGUGAAAUGCGGACGCAUGAGGAUAAGCCCGUCUCCCGCGCUAAAAGUCCCAGGAAUUUACAGUCACCGCCAGUGCGUCGAUCGGAGAUCGAGCUGAGGAUGAUUUGCGCCUGCCUUAAGGCAAUUGAAGAUUUCUACAAGAGGCUCACAUUGAUCGCAGAUCCCAGUGAUUGGUAUAAACGGAG
Molecule: messenger RNA, 2917 nt
Organism: Klebsormidium nitens
Lineage: Eukaryota; Viridiplantae; Streptophyta; Klebsormidiophyceae; Klebsormidiales; Klebsormidiaceae
Source: the annotation of a GenBank genome assembly